This is a messenger RNA of Dermacentor silvarum, 3429 nucleotides long. Its product is annotated as cystinosin homolog. Gene Ontology annotation, biological process: L-cystine transport. Bases 508 to 1644 code for a protein of 378 amino acids. Gene Ontology annotation, molecular function: L-cystine transmembrane transporter activity. NCBI's taxonomy places the organism in Eukaryota, Metazoa, Arthropoda, Arachnida, Ixodida, Ixodidae. The record is from RefSeq and is a predicted model, not a curated record. The transcript has 10 exons. Gene Ontology annotation, cellular component: lysosomal membrane.
GAAUAGAGAGAUGCAGCCGCUUCAUCGCCGGGAGCGCGCGGCAGGCGCGACGAAACAUGGUAAACCUCUAAACCGCUCCGCGUUCAGAGCAAGGGAGUCACGCGACACUCACUCAUUUGCCAGCCCGCUGACUCUCGCUGCGAAUACGGGGCCGCUUCAAGCGACACUGAAGGAUGUCGACGCAGGCGUAUAAGCAUCCGAAUACGCUCGUUCUUGCCUGUCGCGUGUAACUACGCAAUAGCUGCAGCCUUUACAACGCUGUACCGAACUGCGGCGCCUCGGUACGCUCGCAGCGAACAAGGGGCAACCCCGGCUUUCCGCGAGGCAUCGCGCAGCCGCCGCCACUCGCUACCGAGGCGGCGACAUCGGCGGACGAUCUCGCGUGCAUCGGUGGAGUCAACCACGGCUGAUCACGUGCGCUGCCCUCCCUCCCUGCUGGGCGGCUCGGCCUGCUCGGCGCCAGGAGCUGCGGCGGCAACGAAAAGACUGGAAAGAACACAGUCAAAUAUGUUUUUGUUAACCGAAGCGAUGACGACCUUCAAGCUGCUGUGCAUCUGCUUGUUCAUAGCAACACCAGGCAACGCCUUGGAGUUGCUCGUGUCGACGCCGGACAUGUCCAUCCCUCUCGGGAGUGAAUCAGGAUUCUUCGUCCGCCUUGAUCGCGCUUCGAACGAGAGUGUUCAAGUGCACGCAGCAGUAAAGGAGGGCUGCAGCGCGGUCAACCUGCCUGGGCCAGCCUGGAUACCCUUGGAGGGAAUCGAACCCGCCUGGAUCAACGUCUCGGCCGUCGGAGCCGGCCACGCUACUGUCAAGCUCAACACGUCGCGGCCUUUCGUCAGGUCGGCCGACGCCUUCGUCCACAUCGAAGUCUUCAAGCUGGGCUGGCUGGAGACCUUGAGCGUCGUGGUCGGCUGGAUCUACUUCCUGGCGUGGUCCGUCUCCUUCUACCCUCAGAUCUACCUCAACUGGAAGCGAAAGUGUGUGGAAGGACUGAGCUUCGACUUCGUUGGGCUCAACCUGACCGGAUUCCUGGCCUACUCGUUCUUCAACCUGGGCAUGUACUUCAGCUGCGUCGUUCAGGAGGAGUACCGCGAGCUGCACCCGACCGGCAUCAUCCCAGUGGAGCUGAACGACAUCGUGUUUGGCCUGCACGCCGCGCUCGCCACCUUCGUUACUGUUGUGCAGUGCUGCAUCUACGAGCACCGGGGUCAACGGGUCUCGCUGCCGGCGCGACUGCUUUUGGCCGCGGUGUGGACUGGAGCCGCAAUCUUCGGAGUGGUCACACUCGCCGCGGGCAGUCACUGGAGGACCCCGUGGCUCUUCUACCUCUACUACUUCUCUUACUGCAAGCUCAUCAUCACGCUCACCAAGUACAUGCCCCAGGCCUACCUCAACUACGUGAGGAAGUCCACGUCAGGCUGGAGCAUCGGCAACAUCCUGCUCGACUUCACAGGAGGAAGCUUGAGCCUGCUCCAAAUGUUAAUAAUCGCCUACAACUACGACGACUGGAUGUCGCUGUUCGGCAACGUGGUCAAAACGGGACUCAGCUUCAUCAGCAUGGCGUUCGACAUCCUCUUCAUCGUCCAGCACUACGGCCUCUACCGAAACGGCAGGGUCGAGCUUACAGAUCAAGGAGAAGGCUAACGCCGCAGCAGUAUAACCACGAGGUUCCUUAAUUGUCACGGCGUUACCGUGAUACCGAUAUACUUUCAGCCACGAACUGCGCGCAAGUGCCGUAUCGCGAUUUAAAAGCGGGCGCAGCGAUUUUGACCAAAGGGAAGGACGCCUCGGAGGAGGUCAGUGUCAAAGAUAAUGGGAAGUUUAGAUGUCUAUCGGAAGUUGCUUACGACGGGUCAGCUUCGGCCCCGUAUUCGCAAACUUAUAUUACGCAAGUGCCGUCCGUGAUUGGCUAUCGAUCGCAGCUUCGAUUGUCUCUUUAUUGACCCGGUCCCUGAGUGACAGGCGCCCAAACGCCGGCUAAUGAGCAGAGAUUCCGGCGCAAUAUAAAUGUAGUGACCACGGGCCCUGGUUUCGAGCAGAAGAUUCUGCCGUAUUUAGGCAAGAUAGUUAGAAAUGAUACGACCCCUCGAUUGACAUUCGACCGACGUUUCGCGUGCAAACAAAUUAAUUGCUUGCAUUCAUGUACUUGUAAAAAGAAAACAUACGAGCAGCGUCAUACUUAAAAUAUUCCCAAUGAUUUCACGCAGAAAACCAAUAAGACCGCUCGCCCUAAUUGCAUCCCUCACCCAUUCAACGCAGAAGGGGCGAGAGGAAACUAUAGAUAGUGAAAAGUCGUUGCCAUGAGCUAUAGGGAUGCGGGAUUAUUAAAAUCAGUUAAUAAUAAAAACAGGGUUUACAAAAAAAAAAGGAAAAGUUACCAAGGAAGAUUGAGAUGAAGUGAUCAACUGUUAGCGAACGAGGGAGGCGUCAGGUUGGAGCCAACGUUCCGACAAAGGGACUUGCAUUCGUCAAGGCUUACCCGGAGCUGAUCCUUAAUGUUCAGAAGGGCGUCCUCUACGAAACUGAUGCCUUUGUACAUAAAUGUCGAUAUCGUUUCAGUGUACUUAUAACGUGGCGGGCGCUAAGUGCUUUGUAGAGGUUUUAGCUAGAAUACUAGUCAUGCAAACACGAACGCGGUCGCGCCACAGCGAACGUUAGCGGUAAGUGGAACUGGCACGAGCGACGAAGCGGCGAAUGGCGGCUAGUGCAUCAAAGCUAGGGCGCUACUUCGCGAAAGUGGUGGUAACGUACGUUUUUUACGACUCGGUGCCGUUCGCGUUGCGGACGCACCGCCAUGCCAACCUGUUCCGAUUGGUCAGCGCUUGGUCACAGGGCGCUGCGCACACGUAUACAGCUUGAUCGACUCGGGACCGAAUUUCCAGCGUGCCAAAUUCUUCCAAUGUCUCUUAAGAACGGUUUAUCCUGUUAUUCUGUGUACGCGGCAGCUGUUGUACAUGUUUCGCAAGGUGUCAUUCUGUGAUCACAUGCGCCCAUCACCUUUGCCUGUGAUUGGCACGAAGUGCGCGCUAGCAUGUAGUCUAUUGCAUGUAGUGUGCGGAGGCUUUCCGCCGAAACCUUUCUUUAUAUCCAAGCAUUGUUCCAAAAGCUUGGAGUGCUGUAUUGUAACGGUCACGUUCCCGACAUUUUGAACUGGUCCUGCCGUGUGGCGUGUGGCUCUCACUUUGUACAUGACAUUACCGUGAUUCCGGUUGGAAUGAUGUCUCAACCAAGCGGUGACCCUGCAACGAAGGAAAAAAGAAACGACAUGGACGCCUCUUGUGGAGGUUGCGGAACGUGACUUCACCAACUGCCUGCAACAAUGUCCAGCAGUUCGUUCGCACUUCGUGAAUCGCUUUGUCUUAAGCUUAAGUCGAGGGCACGCCGACUCGCGUUGUUGAUGUGCCUUAAGUAAAGGUUCACAUGAAAGUG